Salmo salar (Atlantic salmon) is the source of this 880-nucleotide messenger RNA. RefSeq names its product putative pancreatic secretory proteinase inhibitor. The record is from RefSeq and is a predicted model, not a curated record. NCBI's taxonomy places the organism in Eukaryota, Metazoa, Chordata, Actinopteri, Salmoniformes, Salmonidae. Gene Ontology annotation, molecular function: serine-type endopeptidase inhibitor activity; protein binding.
UCAUCCCUUAAUAAAGGCCUGGACAAUAGGGGGGCUCUGUCGUAACUGUUGCUGGCGGGCUGGUCAGGUGCAAUGCCGUCAAAACAUCAGCUUUACCCAACACAGGGUCACAUUAUUUCACAGACAAACAGACGCGACCUCCACUAUAUGACAACGCCACUCCAUCCACAGAGACCAAACCAACAGCAGACCUUGAGCAAGGCACAUCGCAGAAAAUACAGAAGCAAAGGAGACAUCAUAGAGAUUAUAGUGUACUUUUGGAGCUGCAUUCAGUAAUUGGACCUAUACCAACUAUUGUUAUCAGUUGAAUUGGACCUCUUUUGGUCAGAACACAUGAACAUGAUUGGGAAAACUCUUUUGCUAGUCUGUCUGGCUGUCUUCUUUUCUGCAGACGCAGCGGACCAAUCCAGACUCUACAGGAGGCCAUCUUGUGGGGAUAUGAGCCAAUCCCAGGCAUGCCCGCUCAACUACUCCCCAGUGUGCGGUAAUGAUGGAAACACUUAUCCCAAUGAGUGUUCUCUGUGUGUUCACCGGCUGGAAACCAAUGCAGACAUCUUGAUAGUGAAAGACGGAAGUUGCUGAAGAGUAGCCUACUCAAGUACAGAUGAUUCCGCUGUGAAUGUGAUAAUAUUAUCACAUUUAUCUUUGAUUCUUUCUGUGAUUGUAGAAGUAGUUUUUUAUGGAACACUCAUGCACAGUGUACACACACACACACACACACACACACACACACACACACACACACACACACACACACACACACACUUAUAAUCAUAUUGAUUUGUAUUAAAUCUUAACACUAUCUUUGUAAAGAAUAAAUCGAUUUUUCAGUCCCAGCUCCAGUGGAAUCAUUUAUCAUUAAAGGUCCAGGUGCUCCUUA